Molecule: messenger RNA, 407 nt
Organism: Funneliformis caledonium
Lineage: Eukaryota; Fungi; Glomeromycota; Glomeromycetes; Glomerales; Glomeraceae
Source: the annotation of a GenBank genome assembly
AGUAUUAUAGAGACUUCAAGCUUUUCGAUAAAGAAGGUAAUGAUACAAUUCCUAGUGAAAAACUAGGUGAUUUGUUACGUGCUUUAGGUCAAAAUCCAACAAAUGCUGAAGUAGAAGAACUUGCUAAAGGAGAAGGUUCAAAAAUUAGUUUUGAUAAUUUUCUGAAAAUACUUUUGCGCCCUGACGGAUUUGCAGCUGCCGGAACUUAUGAAGAAUUUGUUGAAGGAUUUCAAGUUUUUGAUAAGGACCGGACUGGAUAUAUAACAGCUGGAGAUUUAAAAUAUGUAUUAACUAGUUUAGGUGAAAAGCUUUCUGAGGACGAUGUAGAUGAAUUACUGAAAACUUAUGCUGAUAAAGAUGGGAAAAUUAAAUAUGAAGAUUUUAUAAAAGGAAUUCUAUCCACUUAA